This is a messenger RNA of Macadamia integrifolia, 657 nucleotides long. RefSeq lists its product as uncharacterized. The transcript is spliced from 4 exons. Bases 1 to 519 code for a protein of 172 amino acids. The record is from RefSeq and is a predicted model, not a curated record. Lineage: Eukaryota; Viridiplantae; Streptophyta; Magnoliopsida; Proteales; Proteaceae.
AUGUUAAAUUAUACAUCCUGCAUCAAUGAUUGGUCCUUCUUGUAUCAGUUCUUGAAGAUACAAAACUUUCAAUCAGGAUCUGUGUCGAAGAACUGUUUUAAUCCAGAUAAGGUGUUUGAAGUUUGGUUCUUAAUUCUCACAAAUUUUUCAUUACUUUAUUGCGGUUGUUGUGGGUUUCGGCAAUCUCAUCUCACAAUGGAGAAUGAAGAGGAUCCAGUGAGGAAAUCACAGGUGGUGGAAGCUCGGGCAAAGAAAAUUAGCCACAAUGUCCGUUGCACCGAAUGUGGGAGCCAAUCCACUGAAGACUCACAAGCAGAUGUUGCUAUCCUGCUCAGGAAGAAAUCAGAGGGUGGAUUGUUUAUAGAUAUGAACUCGUUUCUUGCAUUUGGGAAGGAUUAUGUCGGUUGGAACUAUGAGCAGACUGGUAAUCCUGUUUACCUGCACCUAAAGCAGAUGAAGAAAUCAAUACCAGAGGAUAGACCUCUCAAGAAGCCGACCCUUCUCGCUAUAGUGUUGUGAAGCUUCAUGGGGAGCCCAAUAUUUCUGAUCUUUUUCCGACGCUAGCGUGGCUUGAUAUCCAUGGCGUAGGGUUAUGGAUGAAGAAGGCGAUUUCGUGGUUCGAUUAGAAGUUGGAUUCUAUCAUCAAUAAACGACUCG